GCUGUGGUAAACUCAUCCGACCAAGCUUCCUCAGAUAGUUUCUCCUCUUCCUCCUCUUCCUUCUCUGCCAGUCCCAGCCUGUCCAGCCCAAUUGAGGACCCCUAUAUGUUACUUGUCACCACUGUGGAUGGCCCUGGGACCUAUAGCCCCACAGAGUCCCCCCUGGCCCUGUCCUCUACCGUGCCCAGCACUGUUGACGGCCUCUAUCAGUUACUGGGCACCACCGGUCAUCUGGCCCUGUCGUCCACCCUGCAGCCCCCUCCCCAGGAUAGCCUCCCCAUACCCAGCUUCCAGGAGGGCCGCCGAGCCUCCGACAUGGACACCGGCGCUCUAACACAAGGUCUGAGGGUGUUCCGCCAGAAGUUGAGGGGGGAGGCCAGCGCCAAGGGCCUGCUGGGACUGAACAAGAUGAAGAGCCCCGGGGUCCGGCACGGGUGGUCCCCCCCAGCCUCUGGCCCUGCACCCUGCCCCCCUGCCUGGGGGGAGCGAGACCUGUCCCACUGUGUCCCCACCACACCACUGUCAGAGGAGGGCUUCCAGCAGCAGAAAGUGAUCCAGAUUCCACUGUGCCAAUUCCACCCGACCACACCUCUUCCUCCACGCCACCCCACGUCUAACUCCCCGCCACCACACCUCUUCCUGUCUCCUCCCGUCCCUCCUAACGUUCCCGCUCCUCCUCGUCCUCCCAUUGGUCUGUUCUCCACACACACACUGUCACAUGACUUCCUCACACCCUCCCUUCAACAGAACCACUCACCACACCCACAACUACACCCACACCCACAACUACACUCACAGCUACACCCACAGCCACAACUACACCCACAGACACAACUACACCAGCAACUACACUCACAACUACACCCACACUCACAACUACACCCACAACUACACCCACAGACACAACUACACCCACAACUACACCCACAGCCAACACUAUACCCACAGUCACAACUAUACCCACAACUACAACCACACUCACAGCUACACUCACAACUACACCCACAGUCACAACUAUACCCACAACUACAACCACACUCACAGCUACACCAAAAGACACACCCACAACCACAAUCCUACCUAUCUCUAUGCUCAGAGCAACCGCUAGACUUAUCCCCUUCCUCCUCCUCUUCCUCCUUCUCUUCUUCAGCCAUGGUGGCGUCGGCUGGCCACCUCUUGGAGACGCACCUCCAUAUCAGCUCUCCUCGGGUUGAGAACCACACCCCACCCUUCUCUGACGCUCCUCACCUCCCUGUUCAGCCCCAGUUCCCCCACCCGAAACCCCAGUCUCAGCCUAAGCUACUGCACCCCCACCCAGAACCCCUGUCUCAACAACUACACCCCCACCCAGACCCCCAGUCUCAACUACUACACCCCCACGUCCACCCCCACAACCACCCAGACCUCAAGACUCAACUAUUGCAGCCUCACCCCCACAACCACCCAGACCCCCAGUCUCAGCUACAGCUACAGCAACCCCACUCCCACCCCCACAACCACCCAGACCGCAAGACUCAACUAUUGCAGCCUCACCCCCACAACCACCCAGACCCCCAGUCUCAGCUACAGCAACCCCACUCCCACCCCCACCCCCACAACUACCCAGACCCCCAGUCUCAGCUACUGCACCCCCACCCCCACAACUACCCAGACCCCCAGUCUCAGCUACUGUACCCCCACAACUACCCAGACCCCCAGUCUCAGCCUCAGUUACUGUAUUCCCACUCUGACUCCCAGCCUCAGCCAAGGCCCUGGGCCAACCACCGCCUCUAUACCCACUCCCAGACCUCCAGGCGGCCCCAGCUCCAGCGCCAGCCACGUCUGCCUCCAUGCCCAGUAGGGAGAAUGGAUCCUGCGUACGGACCGUAGGAAACACCCAGGACUACAGGCCUAUUAGCUGUUGGACAGCAACGGUCUCAAGGCUAACAUUUGGACUCAGAGAGAGAGACUGGAGAAGUGGAACUGGGCCUCAGACUGAUGUCCCCAAUGACUCAAUGCCACGAUGCUCUGUCAACAGUGGACGUUAAUAAAGAAGGAUGACAUCAGUGGGACCUACUUAGGAUGGACUGUGAGUCCAUUGGUGGAAUGAGCUUCCCCUAAAGCUAGGACAGCAGAGUCCCUGCCCAUCUUCCGAAAACAACUGAAACUCUACCUCUUCAAACAUUGUCUUAAAUAAGACAUUGCACUUCUCUUUUCCUACUAGCACUGGCUUAGCUGAUAACUCCUCUAUACUGUGGAAAAAUGUACUUACUUCGACUGUGAUAUGUGAUCGUCUCAGUUAGCUAUCUUAAUAUGAAUGCACUUUGGAUAAAAGUGUCUGCUAAAUGACUCUACUUUUUUUAUUUUUUUAUAAUGUAAUUCUGAUCAUGUGCAAACUGUCAUGUCUGUUGUUAUGUGAACUGAAAAUACCAAUAAUUGACCUACUGUGGAGACAGCAGUCUUUUCCAGGAAGCACAACUCCCAGUAUUCUCCUAUUACAAACUCGGUUAAGUGGUAGUUGUUGUCUCCCUGUCGUCUUCCAUAAACUGUCUUUGAUUCAGUGCAGUUGGCAUGAGGAAGACGACUUAAAAUAGGUGUUUUCUCAUGCAGUUUGGAUUCAGACCUGCCUUGUGCCUUUUGAACAAACAAGAAGACUAUUGUAUUGAGUGGACCAGACUCUCUGUAAUACGGUUUUUGUAUUUGUCGAACAUUGUAAAUUGAGAUUUGUAUUUGAAUACUUUUUGAUACGUUGUUGGAUCAUUUCUUAAUAACAAA
Oncorhynchus kisutch (coho salmon) is the source of this 2754-nucleotide messenger RNA. RefSeq names its product RNA-binding protein 33. NCBI's taxonomy places the organism in Eukaryota, Metazoa, Chordata, Actinopteri, Salmoniformes, Salmonidae. The coding region runs from base 106 to 1869 and encodes 587 amino acids. The record is from RefSeq and is a predicted model, not a curated record. The transcript is spliced from 3 exons.